AUAAUCGUAACGGGGAUUUACGACCCCCGUUGACGUCUCUCCUCGCGAUUACGUCUCCCCGCGAUUGGUCGAAAUUACAUGGUCCUUCGAGCCGGAUUUCGUGCCACCAAAAAGUGCACUGACCAGUGACUAUACAGUGUCGCGUGAAAUCCAAUUUCCAACCACUUAGUCAACUGACCAAAGGAACCGCCAUCGGAGAGGAGCACCUCCUUCGCUCAGCAUCUACACGAGCCCACGCCGCAUCGUAACGAUUAUCAACCAAAUUCCAGAUCAACGUCCAUUUGAUCAAGGUAAGAUCGUUCAUAUUAUUAAAAUCAAAUAUGGCCCAAGCUGAUCCAAUCAGCACGUUACGGCGGAGACGAGGCGCCCUAGCCGGUCGGCUUGCAACCCUAAAGCGCGAACUCGAUGAAUACGAAGCGUCUGGGAAGGCAAACAGAAACUUCCUAAUAUCUUGCCGCAACUCGUUCGAUGAUAACUGGAGGAGGAUACUCGCGAUUCAAGAAGAGUUAGAAGGGUUAGAUGAGGGGGAAGCUGCGCGUUUAACUUCGUUAUCGCAAGAGCAUCGGGAGCUUGACAUGCGGUUCCUAGGUCUCUUUGAGCAAAUGUCAGCAACAACCCCGUCGACAACAAAAACAGGCGAGACAUGCCAGAAACCAGAGCCGACCACCUUUCCAGAGGUCCGCUUGCCCCAAUUCGACGGUGCCCUCGAGAACUGGACCUAUUUCUACGACACGUUCUCAUCCACAGUGGACCGCAACGAAAGUUUGACGAAGGUCCAAAAGUUCCAGUAUCUACGCUCAUCUAUAACUGGACGGGCCGCACAGAGUAUCCAGUCACUACAACUCACGGAGGCCAACUAUCCCAUAGCGCUAGACACACUGAAGGAUAAGUUCAAUUGCCCCCUCCAAAUCUGCAUGCACCAUUGGAAUUUGAUGCGCAACUAUCCGGAAAUCAAAAAGGAAACUCCAGAAGCCCUAAAGGAUUUGUUGAAAACCAUCAGCGUAAAUCUAAAGGCGCUCGAAAACCUAAAACAGCCUGUCACAUCAAAUAUAGCGAUUAUCGAAUUGCUCGCGUCGAAAUUGCCCUCGUCCAGCCUGCGUAAAUGGCAACGCACACUGCCUCGCCAACAGGUGCCAUCCUAUCAGCAUCUGAUAGACUUUCUCAAAACACGGGCGAACGGGACUCAACUCCUCUCUAAAGCGAAGGAAUCAAAAGGGUCAACCCACAAACACCACAGUCAGUGA
Molecule: messenger RNA, 1244 nt
Organism: Bombus impatiens (common eastern bumble bee)
Lineage: Eukaryota; Metazoa; Arthropoda; Insecta; Hymenoptera; Apidae
Exons: 1
Coding region: 321-1244 (307 amino acids)
Source: RefSeq, a predicted model, not a curated record